CAGAAUGACACAUAUAGACAGUUCACCACGUUUUACAUAUCUGAUAACGCAUAUAUUGAUAUCAAUAUUCAAUAUCACACCAAAAUAUAUCAUCCAAACGUCUUAUGGUAGUCCAAUUCCCAACUCGAAGGAAUAUACUGGAAUCAUUGGGGAUGUCCAAAGUGGAAGAGCUGUAAUGGGAGCUACACCCGUAUUCUUUUUGGACAGCAGAGUACAUGUAGUGGAGUAUAUUGCCCCGAACACCAAAUCAUAUCUCAACUUCUACUUCAAAUCACCCCCUCUAUCUUACGUGUCUAACAUAUUCGUUAAGCCUUUCAACGAAUACGUAUGGUAUUCCUGUUUCAUCCUGAUAGGAUUAACACUGGCCACUAUGUUUACCAUUUCAAAGUGGGAAUGGACAGAUCCAUACUUCAGAAGACAGAUAAAACGCAUGCCAGAUGCCACUAAACCAGCAAUUAGUGAUGUAGCAAUUUUGCAGCUAGGGGUUAUAAGCCAACAAGGAAGUGAUACCGAACUGAAAAGCAGUUCUGGAAGAAUUGCUAUGAUUUUUGCUUUGAUCGCAUUCAUGUUUCUAUACACGGCUUAUGCUGCAAAUAUAGUGGCCAUCUUACAAUCCACCAGUGACUCUAUCAAGGAGCUCAAGGACCUAUUGGCUUCAGGAAUGGAACUUGGAGUGGAAAAAGCACCAUAUAUUGUGAAUUUAUUCAAGAAUGUCUCUAGUCCAAUAGGAAGAGAAAUUAUCGAAAAAAGGCUAAAACCAAAAGGAGAUAAAUUCCUCAUGCCUCUAUCAGAGGGAACUGACAAAAUGCGUUCUCAAUUUUUUGCUUUUUUUACUGAGCCUAGUUCAAUCAACAAACUGAUGUCUGAUUAUUUUGAUGAAGCUGAGAAAUGCAACGUAAGAUACGUGGAAUACACAAAGGUCAUGGAACCUUGGUUCAUCACUCAAAAGAAUGGAUGUUACAAAGAACUACUGAAAGUUGGGUUGCUGAGGCUACGUGAGCUAGGCUUCUAUAUGGCAGAAAGAAAACGAAUUUUUCACGAAAACCCAACAUGCUUCACCAGAUUGAGCAGAUUUUUCAGUGCUGGUCUUAUUGAUACCUACCCAGGAUUUUUAUUUUUUGGUGUUGGUUGUCUUCUUGGUCUUUUGAUAUUUUUCGUAGAAGUUUUCGUUGAAAGACGCAAAAAAGCUUACCGUAAGAAAAAACAACAGUCAAAUGUAUAUUUUAAUCAGGGAAAUGUAUUUUUUGGAACAAAAAUUGCGAAAUAAAGGAUGUACUCUUUUAUAUG
Messenger RNA from Harmonia axyridis, 1287 nucleotides. RefSeq names its product glutamate receptor 1-like. The record is from RefSeq and is a predicted model, not a curated record. The coding region runs from base 5 to 1267 and encodes 420 amino acids. The transcript has 5 exons. Gene Ontology annotation, molecular function: ligand-gated monoatomic ion channel activity. NCBI's taxonomy places the organism in Eukaryota, Metazoa, Arthropoda, Insecta, Coleoptera, Coccinellidae. Gene Ontology annotation, cellular component: membrane.